GACUGAUAUGUUCCAAGUAAUGCGUACCGCGUAACCAAUUAAAGGCGUAAUUCUGUUGUGCUUCUGUUAUGCUAUAACAGAAUUACGCCUCUAAUUGGUUACACGGUACGCGUUAAAUAUCAGUCCACGUGGCCGUACCCUGACAGUCGCGAUCCUGACGGCGGUAGCAUCCGGACGCGGUAGCGCCUGACAGCGGCCCGAGGAUAAGCAGCCGUGGGAAGAACACGCCGAGACGGAUCGAGAGCGAGAGAAAGAGACAGAUACGAGAGAGUGAGAGAGAAGGUGAGAGGAGCCGGAACGAUGUCGCCGUCACGGGCCGAGCUGGACGAAACAGCUGUGGAGAACUUUCGCGAGUACCUGCGGAUACCGUCGGUGCAGCCCAACAUUAAUUACGAUGAAUGCGUGGCAUUUUUAAAGAGACAAGCGCAGUCGCUCGACUUGCCAGUCAACGUCUAUCACAUACAUCCCGAUAAACCGAUCGUGGUUCUCACGUGGGUAGGAACAGAGCCGGCAAAGCCGGCUAUCCUCUUGAACAGUCACAUGGACGUUGUGCCCGUCUUCGAGGACAAAUGGACCUAUCCACCGUUCAGCGCUCACAUAGACGAGAAGGGUAAUAUCUACGCUCGCGGUAGCCAGGACAUGAAAUGCGUCGGGAUACAAUACUUGGAGGCGAUUCGCAGACUCAAGCUGAAUGGACAACGUUAUCAACGCACCAUUCACAUCUCCUUCGUGCCGGAUGAGGAGAUUGGCAGUGUUUUCGGGAUGAAGGAUUUCGUGCACACCGCGGAUUUUAAAGCUCUGAACAUUGGUUUUUCCCUGGACGAGGGUUUGGCCAGUCCGGAGGAUUAUUUUGGCAUGUUCUACGGAGAGAGAACCACCUGGCAAGUGACUGUAAAUUGCGUCGGCACUACCGGUCAUGGCUCGAUUAUGCUGAACAAUACGGCUGGGGAGAAAUUGAGAGUCAUAAUCAACCGUUUCAUGGAGUUCAGAGAAGCCGAGAAAGCGAAGCUGGAAACUCCCCUUGAUAUCAAACUUGGCGAAGUGACGUCUGUCAAUCUUACAAAGAUUUCGGGUGGCGUGCAAAAUAAUGUUAUACCCGCCGAGCUCAAGGCUACAUUCGAUAUUCGUAUAACGCCCAGUGUCUAUCACGAAGAACUCGAGGCUACUAUAAAACGUUGGUGCGAGGAAGCCGGUCCAGAUGUAACUUAUUCCUUCGACGAGAAAGAUCCGAAAAUCGAAAAUACGAAGCUUGACGAUUCUAAUCCUUUCUGGAUCGCUUUUAAAAAAUCCUGCGACGAAAUAGGUGUUGAGUUGAAAAUUGCCAUCUUUCCAGGAGGCACAGAUAGCCGUUGUAUUCGUCAGGUGGGAAUUCCUGCUAUCUGCUUUUCUCCAAUGAACAAGACAAAAAUACUUCUUCACAAUCACAAUGAAUAUUUAAACAAAGACAUAUUUCUGAAGGGAGUAGAAAUAUAUACGAAAAUAAUACCGGCUGUUGCAAAUGCCUAAGCACAACAGUAAUAUAUACAACAAGCAGUAUAUUAUACUAUAAAAAUCUAAAAGGUGCGAUAAUUAGAUAUUUAUAGUUAGUGGCAAUAGUAGCAGCUCUACAACUGACAGUAGUAGCUCUACAAUUUUGUCAAUAAUAGUACUUUGAGUCUUCUUCUUGAGCUUGCAAAUUAUAUGUGCAAUACUAUACCAAGUCAAUAUAUAUCUGUAUAUAUAUUGCAUUUAUAUAUAUUAAUGUUACGCAAUUUCAAAAGUUUACGACUGUUGGAUAUAUUUACCUGGAAAAGCUAUAUCCUCGAGCAAUAAAUAUAAGGAAAGAAUGAUGAAGAAUAACGUGCCAAUGUUCAUGAAGAAACAAAUACGAAAAAUGAUUCAAGUCUAAUAACGACAGGAAACAAGAGAUAUCAAGAUUGACUGAUGUAUAAAAAUGAAUGGAAGAAAACCUAAACAACGAUAUCAAGAAUCUAGAAAAUUGGAGUCGGAUUCAGCAUAAUCAAAUGAAGAUUAAACAGUUUCUAUUUAUUAUCUCUAUGGAUUCAUCGAAAAUGGAGUACAAAAACAACAGUGCUGUAAAUAUAGUUCUACUGAGACCAAAGUAAUACGCGCAUAUUGCUCAAUAUAGAGAAUUUUCUUGAAA
Camponotus floridanus (Florida carpenter ant) is the source of this 2143-nucleotide messenger RNA. RefSeq names its product aminoacylase-1. Bases 301 to 1506 code for a protein of 401 amino acids. The transcript is spliced from 5 exons. The record is from RefSeq and is a predicted model, not a curated record. Gene Ontology annotation, cellular component: cytoplasm. NCBI's taxonomy places the organism in Eukaryota, Metazoa, Arthropoda, Insecta, Hymenoptera, Formicidae. Gene Ontology annotation, molecular function: aminoacylase activity. Gene Ontology annotation, biological process: amino acid metabolic process.